UCCCCCCACACUGCUAUCCGGAGAUAUUUUAACUUUACUAAAUGAAAUCAAAGUUCAGGGCAAUUGAUAUCAAGUGCUUCGCUGCGAUCUUUACAAGCCAACCGUUCGUCCUCGGCGUUUAGUCUAACAGGAUGUGAUCAAGGAAAUAAGUGACUCGGCGAAAUAUGGCUGUACAUUUUUCCUUCGGCGAGGUGUCAAAAGUGCGAUCACCAAAGCGCACAUGCGGAAAUGGAAAGGAAUAGAGUGAGAGUCUCAUUAGAACACGUAUUCAACUAAGACAGGGGGAAUUAAUGUGCCUGCGCCGCAGGCAACUGCGAACAUGGGAACUACGUGUUGCGAUCUUAGACAUGUUUCAUUCGGCAGUAUCAAAGAGGCCCAAUCACUUGUCGAAAAAGUUGCAAUGACUCGCCUUACAGAAUCGAUAAGAGCGAGUGCGCCGCCGACAUUUCACAUUAUGCUGUUUGAAGAUCCUCGGCUACUGUAUUGAUCUCAACUGAGUUCAUCCGUGUUCCCGGCGUCGACCUACUUACCCACCGAGCCACCAUGAUUCUCGUUACUUGGGAUUGGAAACCUACAUUGACUUAUCCAAAAACGAUUGAAUCCUGAUUGUGGUGGAAGACCCUCGGACACCGGCGUAUAACAUGGAAUAUGGUUCUCAUUUAUAUUCAUUUCCAUACCUGUAUCGGCAUGGACAUGCACGGCCGCUACUGAAACGGCAAGUUAUACCUCCGGUGACUUUGUGAAGUUGUCAGGAAGCGAGAACAAAAACAGGUCUCCGGCGGAUCCUAUUCUUCUUUCCUUCCUAUCAUGUCACUACUACAAUGCACACGAUACGAUACACCGAGGACUCUCGUCGUUCUUCACGCAUGAUUCGCAAUUAGUGAACAGCUCCUAUGUCGAUGAGAAGUUCGUGUUCAGAAAGAGUGAGAGGCGUGUCUAUCGCGGAUCCCUCCUUUAUCACCGAUUUAGUAUUUCCCCCUCCCUUCUCCUUCAUCAUUACCCGAGUAAAGUACCCGAAUCGCGUAUUUUGGCAUAGCAUAACAUGGACUAUCUCGUAAUUUC
Fomitiporia mediterranea MF3/22 is the source of this 1062-nucleotide messenger RNA. RefSeq lists its product as uncharacterized. Lineage: Eukaryota; Fungi; Basidiomycota; Agaricomycetes; Hymenochaetales; Hymenochaetaceae. The coding region runs from base 320 to 487 and encodes 55 amino acids. The transcript is spliced from 2 exons. The record is from RefSeq and is a predicted model, not a curated record.